This is a messenger RNA of Cydia amplana, 919 nucleotides long. RefSeq names its product ADP-ribosylation factor-like protein 6-interacting protein 1 (gene Arl6IP1). The record is from RefSeq and is a predicted model, not a curated record. Lineage: Eukaryota; Metazoa; Arthropoda; Insecta; Lepidoptera; Tortricidae. The transcript has 3 exons. Gene Ontology annotation, cellular component: membrane. Bases 137 to 727 code for a protein of 196 amino acids.
CGAAACGCAUUAGCACUGUCUAAUUUCUUAUCAGUCUUUGUUCGUUUUGCUAAAAUUAAUUAGGAUUUGCGCAUUGGUAUACAUCAAUAUUAUACCUUCUUAAUAGUGAUAACUGCAUAUUAAGAACUAAGAGAAAAUGGCAGAUAUCAUCUCCCAAGAUCAGGAACAGCAAGUGAAGAAACUCAAAAGAUUGCUAGAAGGGUGGCGUAUGGCCCUGCUGCCAAUGAGAUCAAUAAUCUUGUGGGAACAGCAAUGGUACCCUGCUGCUAUAGUCGGAGUACUCAGUUUCCUAUACUUUUUCAUCUGGCUCAUGGAUUCAAACUUCCUGACCACAUUCGCAAUUGUGGGAAUUUUCCUUAACUUUGUGGAUUUCAUAGUUCCCAUCAUAUGCACAUCUCUAUACGGCCCCAGCGCGUGGACUGGACAGAAGGAGAAGUUGUUUGAAGACAUCUGCAAGGCUAUUGUGAGGGACUUGAACAAGAUUCUGAACCAUGUUCAAUUAUUCUUUUCAUUCCGGGAGACCAGUCCCAUUCUGUACUACAUAAUAUCCAUGUGCUUGCUGUGCACACUGGGCUGGAUCUCCUCCGCCAUCAACAAUGUGCUGCUGCUGUACAUCCUGUCCAUCGGCCUGCUGCUGUGGCCCGGCAUCCAGCACCGAGGCAUCUUCAACAUGCUGCUCUCCAUGGUCAACAUGGGACCCAAAACCAAGUAUCUUAAGCCAGAGUAGACAACCAGUCAAACUAGCUUUUAAUGCAAUGUGAUGUGUCUGGUCAUUACAAAUUUAAGCUUAGCUUAUUCUAUUUGAGCUUUAAAUUUUAGUGUAUGAUUACUGUGUGAUAUAUUUUGGUCGAUUGUUGGGACUAUGUUCCGGUUAUUAUUUUUACUUUGCAUUCCCUGUUAUUGUUAUGGGUGUCAGGAA